Messenger RNA from Macaca mulatta (Rhesus monkey), 2583 nucleotides. RefSeq names its product tubulin beta 4A class IVa (gene TUBB4A). Lineage: Eukaryota; Metazoa; Chordata; Mammalia; Primates; Cercopithecidae. Gene Ontology annotation, molecular function: GTPase activity; GTP binding; structural constituent of cytoskeleton. The record is from RefSeq and is a predicted model, not a curated record. Gene Ontology annotation, cellular component: microtubule. Gene Ontology annotation, biological process: microtubule-based process.
CCUUCCUCCGCCCAAUUUCUGCGGGUGGUCAAGCCUGGCUGGGGGCUGGGACGGUGGAGAAGGCACUGGUGGAGCCCUAAGGGGCCUCACCCACAAGGCAGGGGUCGGAGUACGUGGGGUCCCGGACACCUCCAGGAGGCCGCUGGGGAGGCAGGUCCCUGCACCACCUCCCCCCACCCCAGCCCCCUCUAUCAUCCCGGGGCGGGACCAAGGGGCGGAGCGGGAGGGUGACCGGCCGUGACGCGUGCCCCGCCCGCUCAUAUAGCGGCUCCCGGGGGCGCAGGGACCGUGCUCCGCCGUCUCCGCCGCAUCUUCCACCCGCGCCGCCGCCGCAGCUCCCCGCGCUCGCGCCACCGCCGCCGCGUCCACCCUCAGCGCCACCGCCAUGCGGGAGAUCGUGCACCUGCAGGCCGGCCAGUGCGGCAACCAGAUCGGGGCCAAGUUUUGGGAGGUUAUCAGUGACGAACAUGGCAUCGACCCCACAGGCACAUACCAUGGGGACAGUGACCUGCAACUGGAGAGGAUCAACGUGUACUACAACGAGGCCACAGGAGGGAAUUAUGUCCCCAGAGCGGUGCUGGUGGACCUGGAACCCGGCACCAUGGACUCUGUCCGUUCCGGCCCCUUCGGUCAGAUCUUUCGGCCCGACAACUUUGUGUUUGGCCAAUCCGGAGCCGGCAACAACUGGGCAAAAGGGCACUACACGGAGGGCGCGGAGCUGGUGGACGCCGUCCUGGAUGUAGUCCGGAAGGAGGCCGAGAGCUGCGACUGCCUUCAGGGCUUCCAGCUGACCCACUCGCUGGGAGGUGGCACGGGGUCUGGGAUGGGCACGCUGCUCAUUAGUAAGAUCCGCGAGGAGUUCCCGGACCGCAUCAUGAACACCUUCAGCGUGGUGCCCUCGCCCAAAGUGUCGGAUACGGUGGUGGAGCCCUACAACGCCACGCUGUCCGUGCACCAGCUGGUGGAGAAUACGGAUGAGACCUACUGCAUCGACAACGAGGCGCUCUACGACAUCUGCUUCCGCACCCUCAAGCUGACCACCCCCACCUACGGGGACCUCAACCACCUGGUGUCGGCCACCAUGAGCGGGGUCACCACCUGCCUGCGCUUCCCGGGCCAGCUGAACGCCGACCUGCGCAAGCUGGCAGUCAACAUGGUCCCCUUUCCUCGCCUGCACUUCUUCAUGCCUGGCUUCGCGCCCCUGACCAGCCGGGGCAGCCAGCAGUACCGGGCCCUGACGGUGCCUGAGCUCACCCAGCAGAUGUUCGACGCCAAGAACAUGAUGGCCGCGUGCGACCCGCGCCACGGCCGCUACCUGACCGUGGCCGCCGUGUUCCGGGGCCGCAUGUCCAUGAAGGAGGUGGACGAGCAGAUGCUGAGCGUGCAGAGCAAGAACAGCAGCUACUUCGUGGAGUGGAUCCCCAACAACGUGAAGACGGCCGUGUGCGACAUCCCGCCCCGCGGCCUGAAGAUGGCUGCAACCUUCAUCGGCAACAGCACGGCCAUCCAGGAGCUGUUCAAGCGCAUCUCCGAGCAGUUCACGGCCAUGUUCCGGCGCAAGGCCUUCCUGCACUGGUACACGGGCGAGGGCAUGGACGAGAUGGAGUUCACCGAGGCCGAGAGCAACAUGAAUGAUCUGGUAUCUGAGUACCAGCAGUACCAGGAUGCCACUGCCGAGGAGGGCGAGUUCGAGGAGGAGGCGGAGGAGGAGGUGGCCUAGGCUGCUCCCAUCGCUUCCCAUCUUUCCCCUUGAGGCUUCUGACCUUUGACCCCCUAGGCCCCCCAUCUCUGACCCCUGGAGCCCCACUUUCCCUCCAAGCCUGACUUCCCUGCAACCGUAAGACUUGGCCCUGACCCUAACAAUACCUUUGGAGCUCGCUUUACCUCUGGCUACUUCAUCUCCAACCCUGGCUCCCCUUUGACCCUUGAGCCCCAAUUUAUCUUUGACCCUCUUGAGCUCUUCCAACCUUGACAUUCCCAGGAGGAGCCCCGCUUCACCCUUCUGACUCUGGGAACGCGCCUUUAACUUUGCGGGUCCUCCUUCACCCCUGACCUCUGCUUCACCUUUGACCCCUGCCCCCCAUGAAUCCCAUUUUACCUCUAGACCUAGAAGUUCUGGUUUAUGUUUGACCCCUCCCUCUGAGCUGCACUUCACCUCUGACCUUGCCUCACCUUUAACCCCAUCACCUGAGCCCCAGCUCCUACCUCUGACCUCAACUUCUCUUUGACCUCUGAAUCCCCUCUGACCCCAACUUCUCUUUCACCCCCAUGAGUCCCAUUUUACCUCUACACCUGUAAGUCCUGGUUUGCACUGGACCCCUCCCUCCGAGCUGCAGUUCACCUUUGAACUUGCCUCACCUUCCACUCCCCACAGCCCCAGCUCCUACCUCUGACCCCUGCUUCUCCUGGCUCCCACAGGCCCCAUAUGCGUCCUCCCUGCCUCACUCCCCUCAGCCCCUGCCGACCUUAGCUUAUCUGGGAGAGAAACAAGGCCCGGUUCCUGUGAGGAGGAGAGGUUGCCCCUGCCCUCCCUUCCCGCAUCCCUGCCUUGCCCUCAAUAAAUAAAUUGAUUGUUGUCCUGGA